GGGACGGGAUGGGGAAUCCUCGCCGUGCCCGCCCCUCCCGGUGGGGCUGCCCCGGGCACACCGGGGGCUGGUCCCCAGGGACCCCGGCCCGACUGUGCACCGGGGCCCGCUGCCCCUGGGGUCCCCGGCCCCAGGUGGGCACUGUGCGGCUGCACUCGUUUGUGAUGUCCGUUCCCGGGCGCUGCCCCGCCGGCGGCCGGUGCCGCGUUCGCCCGCAGUGUCCGGCGUCGCUCCGCGGGGACCGGGCUGCCCCGGGGAUGGGGGAAGCUCCGGACCGCGCUGGGGGCCGCGCGCGUGGCGGGGCCGGGAGAAGCGCCCGGUGAGCCCCGGGCUGGUGCGGGCGGCCGCCUCCCGAGCGGCUCCGUUCGGGACAGCAGCGGCGGCUCCAGAGCCGGCGCCUUGCCCGGGCUCCCCUCGCUCUCCGGCAUCGCCGCUGCGGGCGCUCCGGUGCCGCGCUCGCGCCGUCCCGAGCCCCGCGGGAGCGCGCCUCCUUAAGCGGGCGCGGGCGGCCGGGGCGCGCGGGGCCGGGCGGCCGCUCCCCCCCCCCCCCCAACCGGGGCCGCCUCAGGGACCGCCUCAGACCCCGGGGCCGCCGCUCGGCCACAGCCCGGCUCCCCAGCGAGCCCCGGGGGACGGGCGCUCAGGAUGUUCCCACAGGGACGGCUCCCGCCCCCGGUGCAGCCCGGGCAGCCCUUCAAGUUCUCGGUGCUGGAAAUCUGCGACCGCAUCAAGGAGGAGUUUCAGUUCCUGCAGGCGCAGUACCACAGCCUGAAGCUGGAAUGCGAGAAGCUGGUGAGCGAGAAGACAGAGAUGCAGAGGCAUUAUGUCAUGUACUACGAGAUGUCCUACGGCCUGAACAUUGAAAUGCACAAGCAGGCAGAGAUUGUCAAGAGGCUGAGUGCCAUUUGUGCCCAGAUUAUUCCCUUCCUGACGCAGGAGCACCAGCAGCAGGUCCUGCAGGCAGUGGAACGGGCCAAGCAGGUGACCAUGGGCGAGCUCAACAGCAUCGUCGGGCAGCAGCAGCUUCAGCACCUCUCGCAGCACGCAUCCCCCCUCCCGCUGACACCCCACCCCUCGAGCAUGCAGCCCCCCAGCCUGAGCGGGGCCGCGGGGCUCCUGGCCCUCUCGGGGGCACUGAUGGCACAGGUUCAGCUGGCCACCAAGGAGGACAGAGUGGCCCAGGAUGGGGAGAACAGAGAGCACACCCCAAGCAGGAGCGUUUCUUCUUCCCCUGCCGAGAGCCUGCAGGACGAGGAGCGCACGGGGCUGAAGAGGAAACGGGAGGAGAAGGAGCUGCCUGGGCAUUCUGACAGUGAUGGGGACAAGAGUGACUACAACCUGGUGGUGGAUGAGGACCCGCCCUCGGAGCCCGGCAGCCCCGGCCGCUCGCCCAGCCAUCGCCGGGCUCCGUCCCGCCGGGAGCUGCCCGGGAGCCCCGCGUCCACCGGCUCCGGCAGCACCGCGCCCGGCCGGGCCAAGGAGCAGAGCCCGCCCGACUCAGUGGCCAGCGCUCCCAGCUCCAAGCCCUCCUCUUCCUCACCACCCCAUGACUCCCUCACGCCAGGCCCCGGGCCCAGCUCGGCCAUCGCUCUCCGGCCACCCCCGGCCAAGGCCCCCAGCACCGACAGCAUCACUCUCCGCAGCCCCCUGAGCUCCUGCAGCCCCUACACAUCCUCCCUGGCCGUGGUGCCCCACGCCGCCCUCAGCGGGGAGCUCCCAGCCCCUGGCCUCUACAUGGGCAUCCACCUGUCAGUGCCCCAGGCCAGCAGCACGCUGCUCUACGGCCGCUCCCCCGGGGUGGCGUUUGAGUCUCACCCUCACCUGAGGGCUUCCAGCCUCUCCUCUUCGCUCCCCACCAUCCCUGGAGGGAAGCCUGCCUACUCCUUCCACGUCAGCGCCGACGGGCAGAUGCAGCCGGUGCCGUUCCCCCCCGACGCCCUCGUGGGCUCCGGCAUCCCCCGGCACGCGCGGCAGCUGCACACCCUGAGCCACGGCGAGGUGGUCUGUGCUGUCACCAUCAGCAACUCCACCAGACACGUCUACACCGGGGGCAAGGGCUGUGUCAAGGUCUGGGACGUGGGGCAGCCGGGCACCAAGACGGCCGUGGCUCAGCUGGACUGCCUGAACCGUGACAACUACAUCCGCUCCUGCAAGCUGCUCCCCGACGGCCGCAGCCUGAUCGUGGGCGGGGAGGCCAGCACCCUGUCCAUCUGGGACCUGGCAGCCCCCACGCCCCGCAUCAAGGCUGAGCUCACCUCCUCUGCCCCCGCCUGCUACGCCCUGGCCAUCAGCCCUGACGCCAAAGUCUGCUUCUCCUGCUGCAGCGACGGCAACAUCGUGGUGUGGGACCUGCAGAACCAGACGAUGGUGAGGCAGUUUCAAGGCCACACGGAUGGUGCCAGCUGCAUUGACAUCUCUAACUAUGGCACCAAGCUGUGGACAGGGGGGCUGGACAACACCGUGCGCUGCUGGGACCUGCGGGAGGGCCGGCAGCUGCAGCAGCACGACUUCAGCUCCCAGAUCUUCUCCCUGGGCUACUGCCCCAUGGGAGAGUGGCUGGCCGUGGGCAUGGAGAGCAGCAACGUGGAGAUCCUGCACGUCACCAAACCCGACAAGUACCAGCUGCACCUCCACGAGAGCUGUGUCCUCUCUCUCAAAUUCGCCUCCUGCGGGAAGUGGUUUGUGAGCACGGGGAAGGACAACCUGCUCAACGCCUGGCGGGCGCCCUACGGAGCCAGCAUCUUCCAGUCUAAGGAGUCCUCGUCAGUCCUGAGCUGUGACAUCUCUCUCAAUGACAAAUUCAUCGUUACGGGCUCUGGUGACAAGAAGGCCACAGUGUAUGAGGUGGUUUACUGACUCCUGUCGCCAUCAGGAAUGGGGACACACCUUGCCCAGUGCCACCAUGGCUCACAGAAGCCUCCAGUGCUGGACCUGCCCUCCUGCAGCUCUACUCUUCCUCCUCCUCCACUGCUUUCAGACACCAAACCAAGGCCUUGGCCCCAUUCUCCUGCCCGGGUUCCUGCAGGAGGCUGGAGGUGAGGGCUGGGUGUAGCCUGGCAUCCCCUGAGCUGGGCAAGGGCUGGGCUGGACAUCCUGGGCCCUGUCUGUCCUUCAGGCCAGCUGCACAGGGAGCUGGACAAAGCCCGAGAGCGUGUGUCUCCUGAAUUACUGCUACUGACUUAACAGCACCCAUUUUCUGCUGCAGAAACAGCUGUAAAUUAUCACUAAAGAAAUGUAUUUAAGUAUGUUUUCAAUCCCUUACUAAUAAAAAGGAACAAAAGAA
Passer domesticus (house sparrow) is the source of this 3283-nucleotide messenger RNA. Its product is annotated as transducin-like enhancer protein 2. Gene Ontology annotation, biological process: regulation of DNA-templated transcription; negative regulation of canonical Wnt signaling pathway. Gene Ontology annotation, molecular function: protein binding; transcription corepressor activity. The coding region runs from base 646 to 2856 and encodes 736 amino acids. NCBI's taxonomy places the organism in Eukaryota, Metazoa, Chordata, Aves, Passeriformes, Passeridae. The transcript is spliced from 20 exons. The record is from RefSeq and is a predicted model, not a curated record. Gene Ontology annotation, cellular component: transcription regulator complex; nucleus.